Molecule: messenger RNA, 1518 nt
Organism: Hyaena hyaena (striped hyena)
Lineage: Eukaryota; Metazoa; Chordata; Mammalia; Carnivora; Hyaenidae
Gene: PLLP
Product: plasmolipin
Exons: 4
Coding region: 112-660 (182 amino acids)
Biological process (GO): myelination
Cellular component (GO): membrane
Molecular function (GO): structural constituent of myelin sheath
Source: RefSeq, a predicted model, not a curated record
GCGCGGCACGCCGGAGCCGGAGCCCCCGGGGAGAGCGGCGCAGCUGCCGGCACUCGCGGACGGGAGGGGCGGCGGCGGCCGGAGCGACGUCUGGAGACUAGCGGGGCCGCCAUGGCCGAGUUUCCGUCGAAAGUGAGCACGCGGACCAGCAGCCCCGCGCAGGGCGCCGGCACCUCGGUCUCCGCGCUGCGCCCGGACCUGGGCUUCGUGCGCUCCAGCCUCGGUGCGCUCAUGCUGCUGCAGCUGGUGCUGGGGCUGCUGGUGUGGGCCCUGAUUGCCGAUACCCCGUACCACCUGUACCCAGCCUACGGCUGGGUCAUGUUCGUUGCUGUCUUCCUCUGGCUGGUGACAGUUGUCUUCUUCAUCCUCUACCUGUUUCAGCUGCACAUGAAGUUGUACAUGGUGCCCUGGCCGCUGGUGUUAAUGAUAUUUAACGUGGGCGCCACGGUUCUCUACAUCACGGCCUUCAUCACCUGCUCUGCCGCCGUUGAGCUGACAGCCCUGAAGGGCACCCGGCCGUACAACCAGCGUGCGGCUGCCUCUUUCUUUGCAUGUUUGGUGAUGAUCGCCUAUGGAGUGAGCGCUUUCUUCAGCUUCCAGGCCUGGCGGGGCGUGGGCAGCAAUGCAGCCACCAGUCAGAUGGCUGGCGGCUACGCCUAGGCCCCCCCGCGCCACCACCCACCUUGGGGCUGAAGGCUGCAGCUGGGUCACUGCGCGGGGCGGCCUGCAUGCCCGAGGCCCGAGCCCUUUGUCGAGUCAGCCUGGAAGGGACUACGUGUGCUCCGCUCCACUGCUUAGACCCGGGCUCCUCCUGAGGAAUCAGGAGCCUUCCUCUGGUUUGGCCCAAGUUGGCAAGCGCCUGGGCUGGAAAGAGGCCCGUGGCUGGCACCGCCUGCCCAUCCCCAGUAUUUAGUGGACGGUGACGGGGUGGGGGGAGACGGGGCUCUCCGCUUCUUCUUUAGGAGACUCCGGGGUCCGAGGCUGGGGCCCAGUCUUCUCACCAACACUAAGUACACUAACGAGGACUCAGACCUGCAGCUCCUGGCCCUCCGCAGCACCAGCCUAACACGCCCCAUGUAUUUACCAACGUCUUUGUCCCGGGACCGCAGAGCAAGCUCUUUGAAACCGGCCACAUUCCUUCAACCGCAAGUCUGAUCUGACCCUCCCUCCUUCCAGCCGACAGGCUGCUUCUGGGGAGACAUCCGAGGAAAGAGAGUUAGAAUUUCUGACUGCACGGUCCUCCUUUCCUGCAGUUCAAACAUACCAGUUUUUGAAAUCAAUCGGUUUUAAGCAACUUCUCAGUGAUUAAAACCCUGGCCAGGUUUCCCUCCAUCACCCAAGCCCAUGUUUGUAAUAUUCCCUUUGGGAACAGCUAACCGUGCCACCUGCUUCCCUGACGCUGUUGAUUAGGCACAUGGGACAUGGAGGAGGGAGGGACUCAAGACCUCGCCUGGUAAGUUGUCCCGUGCUUGGUGGUGGCUUGGUCCUCUUUGGAUUUAUUUUUUAUUUUUUUUUUUU